UGAACGAGUCGAACUCGACGUCGAAUGGCGACAUGACGGACGGUGGCCAACAGAAGCUUCAACUUCUGAUUGCUCCGAAACGAAACGUGCUCCAGAUUAGGAUGAGCCGAUCUUGAGGAGCGACUUCCCCGGGAGUCGAUCGAGAAGUCUAAGGCAACUUCUCCAAGUCUCUCGCUCGUUGAUCACGGUGGAACGAGAACAACGAGGUGUGACUUUGCGUUAAUUAUGUGAGUGCGGUGUCGAGACGCUUCUCCAAGCGAUAAAGUGUACGGGGACAUCUUUUGUCGUGUCAUGUUCCAUCACGAGUACGAGAAACGGCUGGUGAAGCCGGCAAUGGUCGGCGAUGGCUCAUCGACGACGACGGGAACGAUACUGUUACCUAGUGCUACCUAUUCGCCCAUGUACUUUUCACCCACGAAAACGUCGGCCUGCAACAACAGCUACGACCGUUUCAUACCCACUCGCUCGGGUAAUAAUUGGCAGACUACGUUUUCUAUGAUCAGCGAGAACGGCCGAGGUGGUCUGGUGGCAAAGAAGACACGGGAGAACGGUGAAGGUAAUCGCGAUGGAAUCGCGUACUCCUGCCUACUCAAGAACGAACUACUAGGAGCGAGUAUAGAAGACGUCAAAGGCCAGUGCGAAGAGCGUAGAGUGCUGUCGCCGUUGGUGACCAAGAAUCUCUUCAAGUAUACCACACCCACCAAGGAUCGGACACUACUGGAUCAGAGCUCGCCUUACUCUCUGUCGCCUCUCAGUGCCAAAAGUCAGAAACUACUGAGGUCACCCAGGAAAGCGACCAGGAAGAUUUCAAGAAUACCUUUCAAGGUGCUGGAUGCUCCAGAGUUACAAGACGACUUCUAUCUGAAUCUGGUCGAUUGGUCCUCUCAAAAUGUUCUCAGCGUAGGCUUAGGAAGCUGUGUAUAUCUAUGGUCAGCGUGCACCAGUCAGGUGACGAGACUGUGUGACUUGUCCAGCGAUGGCAACAGUGUCACUUCCGUCGCCUGGAACGAGCGAGGCAAUUUGGUCGCAGUAGGCACACAUAUGGGCUACAUACAAGUGUGGGAUGUAGCGGUGAAUAAGCAGGUGAGCAAAUUACAAGGUCAUAGCGCUCGAGUUGGAGCUCUGGCGUGGAAUGGAGAGGUUCUAUCAUCCGGCAGCAGGGAUCGACUGAUACUGCAGAGGGAUGUCAGGACUCCAUGCGUUGUUGGCGAACGACGACUCGGUGCUCAUCGACAGGAGGUGUGUGGUCUCAAAUGGUCACCUGACAAUCAAUAUCUGGCGUCUGGUGGCAACGACAAUCGGCUCUAUGUGUGGAAUCUACACUCCCUGUCACCUAUUCAGACGUACACUGAACAUUUGGCGGCAGUCAAAGCGAUCGCCUGGUCGCCUCAUCAUCAUGGUCUAUUGGCAUCCGGUGGCGGCACCGCAGAUCGCUGCAUCCGCUUCUGGAACACGUUAACCGGCCAGCCGAUGCAGUGCGUCGACACUGGCUCGCAGGUCUGCAACUUGGCAUGGAGCAAGCACAGCUCCGAACUGGUCAGCACGCAUGGUUACUCGCAGAAUCAGAUCCUCGUGUGGAAGUAUCCGAGUCUCACGCAAGUGGCUAAACUCACUGGCCACUCGUACCGGGUGUUAUAUCUGGCGAUGUCACCAGACGGUGAGGCGAUCGUCACCGGUGCGGGCGAUGAGACUUUACGAUUCUGGAACGUCUUUAGCAAAGCACGUAGCCAGAAAGAGAACAAGUCCGUUCUAAAUCUAUUCACGAGUAUCCGAUAAAUUAUGGUUUGACGAUAUAUAAUAUAUUAUAUGACGAUAUACAAUAUAUGACGAUAUUAUAUAUAAUAUAAUUAUCGUCAAACGAUAAUUAUCGUAACAAAGUAUCGCGGAUCGGCGUCGUCUUUUAUUAUGUAUUUUGUACAUAUAUAGACACACAUUAAUAAAUA
Molecule: messenger RNA, 1943 nt
Organism: Camponotus floridanus (Florida carpenter ant)
Lineage: Eukaryota; Metazoa; Arthropoda; Insecta; Hymenoptera; Formicidae
Gene: fzr
Product: fizzy-related protein homolog
Exons: 1
Coding region: 292-1776 (494 amino acids)
Biological process (GO): positive regulation of ubiquitin protein ligase activity; positive regulation of anaphase-promoting complex-dependent catabolic process; anaphase-promoting complex-dependent catabolic process
Cellular component (GO): anaphase-promoting complex
Molecular function (GO): anaphase-promoting complex binding; ubiquitin ligase activator activity; protein binding
Source: RefSeq, a predicted model, not a curated record